Messenger RNA from Anolis carolinensis (green anole), 1928 nucleotides. It is a transcript of the gene ldhd, whose product is annotated as lactate dehydrogenase D. Bases 76 to 1527 code for a protein of 483 amino acids. Gene Ontology annotation, molecular function: FAD binding; D-lactate dehydrogenase (NAD+) activity; D-lactate dehydrogenase (cytochrome) activity. The transcript has 11 exons. Gene Ontology annotation, cellular component: mitochondrion. Gene Ontology annotation, biological process: lactate catabolic process. The record is from RefSeq and is a predicted model, not a curated record. Lineage: Eukaryota; Metazoa; Chordata; Lepidosauria; Squamata; Anolidae.
GGGCGGGCCUUCCUUCCUUCCUUCCUGUUCUCCCCGCGACCCUCCCUCCCUCCGUCCUUCUCCCCGUCCAGGGUCAUGGCUCUCGGGAGGAGAAGCCUCGGGCCUGCCGCUCGCAGGGCCUACUCCAGAGGAGCCGCAGCCAAGGCGUGGCUGACGGAGGGCUUCCUGGACUCCUUGAGGGCGGUGGUGGGGGCUCCCAACGUCUCCACGGCCCCCGCCGUCCGCGAGCAACACGGCCAUGACGAAUCCAUGCACAGGUGCCGCCCGCCGGAUGCGGUGGUCUGGCCGCAGAACGUGGACCACGUCAGCCUCCUGGCCCAGGCGUGCUACAGCCGUGGGGCUCCCAUCAUCCCCUUCGGCACCGGAACCGGCCUGGAAGGCGGUGUUGGCGCUGUGCAGGGCGGAGUCUGCUUCGACUUGACCCAAAUGGACCAGAUCUCGGACCUCAACACGGAGGACUUCACCGUCGCUGUUGAACCUGGUGUGACCCGCAAGACCCUGAACAACUUUCUGCGAGGAAGCGGACUCUGGUUUCCAGUCGACCCCGGAGCAGACGCCUCUCUGUGCGGCAUGGCGGCCACCGCGGCCUCCGGCACCAACGCCGUGCGCUACGGCACCAUGCGCCACAACGUGCUCAACCUGCAGGUCGUGCUGCCCGACGGGACGGUGCUCCACACGGCCGGGCGGAACCGGAGGCCCAGGAAGAGCGCGGCCGGCUACCACCUGACGGGCCUGUUUGUGGGCUCGGAGGGGACGCUGGGCCUCAUCACCCAGGCCACGCUGCGCCUGCACGGCGUCCCCGAGGCCACCGCGGCCGCCGCCUGCGCCUUCCCGUCGGUCAAGGAGGCCGUGGACUCCACCGUCCAGGUCCUGCAGGCCGGCAUCCCCGUGGCACGCAUCGAGUUCCUGGACGACGUGAUGAUUGGCGCCUGCAACCGCUUCAGCCACCUCAACUACGCGGAGCUGCCCACGCUGUUUCUGGAGUUUCACGGCACCGAGCACGGCGUGGCCGAGCAGGUCCAAGCGGCAGGGGAGAUUGUGAAGUCCAACGGCGGGUCCGACUUUGCGUGGGCGCAGGAGCAGGAGGCCCGGAACCAGCUCUGGGCGGCGCGGCACAACGCCUGGUACGCGGCCCUGGCCCUCCGCCCCGGCUGGAAGGGCUACUCCACCGACGUCUGCGUCCCCAUCUCCCGCCUCCCCGAAAUAUUGGUGGAAACCAAGAAGGACCUGAUGGAGUCCAAGAUCGUAGGUCCCAUGGUUGGACACGUCGGAGACGGGAACUUCCACUGCCUCCUGAUUCACGAUCCUGAAGACGAAGGACAAAGACGCAGCGUGGCCGACUUUGCCGAGCGGCUGGGAAAGCGGGCGCUGGCCAUGGACGGCACCUGCACGGGCGAGCACGGCGUGGGCCUGGGCAAGCGGCAGCUCCUGCGCGAGGAGGUGGGCGAGGUGGCGCUGGCCACGAUGAGGCAGAUCAAGGCGGCGCUGGACCCCAAGCUCCUCAUGAACCCCGGGAAGGUCUUGUGACCGCGACCCCUCUCCUUGACCGGCAAGACUAGAAUCAUCUCCGCACUUGAGUAGCCAUGUCCGAGACUAUCUGCAUGGAGGUUGCUUGGCCUUUGUUGCCUGGAGGCACCCUCUGUUUGGGAGUUUGCAAGAGGGCGAGCCAAGACGUUCCCUCCUAGUUAUGCUAGGUUAGGCCAGGUUUGUCAUGGCUUGGGUUGGGCUAUUAUAUUUGCACUUUGGGCCAUUCCUAACAGCCUCAGGACCCUUCCUUUUCCCCCUCAGCCGCUUAAGCGGCUGAGGGGGAAAAGGAAGGGUCCUGAGGCUGUUAGGAAUGGUGGGAGUUGCAGUCCAAAGUUUGCCCGUGCCUGCUGUAGUGUUUCCAUGAAGAAGGUGUAUAUUCCAUUAAAGCUUGCCCAAAUUAA